AUGGCGAUUGUAGGAAUUAAUGGAUUUGGAAGAAUAGGAAGAAUGUGUCUCCGUGCUUGCCUCGAGAAACGCAUUGAAGUAAAAUUAAUCAACGACCCGUAUCUUUCAACGGAAUAUAUGAUAUAUCUUUUUAAACAUGAUUCUACUCACGGACCGUAUCCUUUAUCUUUGGAAUGUGAGAACGAAUAUAUAGUUAGUGGUGAGACAAGAAUUGCAACGUCACAAGAAAGACAGCCAUAUAAAAUAGCAUGGAAAAGCAUGGGAGUGACGUACGUUAUUGAAGCUAGCGGAGCAUUUACGGCUUUAGAAAAAGCAAGCCUACACAUUGAUGGAGGCGCGGAAAGAGUCAUUAUCACCGCGCCGUCUGCAAACGCGCCGAUGUUGGUUUUCGGAGUCAAUCACAUGUGUUACAAUCCAAAGAAAGACAGAGUUGUGUCCGCCACGUCUUGCACUACGAAUUGCGCGGCUCCCAUCAUCAAAAUCAUGCACGACAACUUCGAGGUCCUCGAGGCGAUGAUAACCAGCAUACACGCGGUGACAGCGUCCCAAAACACCGUGGACGGCCCGAUAGAGAAGGUCCGGUCCACUACGUUAUGGAGAGACGGUAGAGGCGCGCUCCAGAAUAUCAUUCCGACCGCAACCGGCGCCACCAAGUCAUUAGGCAAAAUUAUCCCCGAGCUCAAGGACAAGAUUUCUGCCAUAGCAUUCAAAGUACCGAUCCCAAACGUCUCAUUGUGCGACAUGACGUUCAGAGUCAAUAAACCGACAACGUACGAAGAGGUGAAGGAGGCGAUGAAAGAAGCGUCAGACGGGGAUCUGAGAGACGUGCUGGGUUACACGGAGGACGACUGCGUUUCGUCAGACUUCAACCACACGACCUACUCCUGCGUGUUCGACGCCAAUGCGGGCAUCCCGCAGACCAGCACUUUCAUCAAGAUCGUUGCUUGGUACGACAACGAGUAUGGUUACUCGUAUCGUAUAGCCGACCUAAUUCAAUACAUGCAUAACGCCGAUACCGGUAAUAUCCCUGUAACCGGACAAGCUAUCGAACACGGUGACGAUUAACGUCUGAUGAA
Molecule: messenger RNA, 1076 nt
Organism: Dinoponera quadriceps
Lineage: Eukaryota; Metazoa; Arthropoda; Insecta; Hymenoptera; Formicidae
Product: glyceraldehyde-3-phosphate dehydrogenase-like
Exons: 7
Coding region: 1-1065 (354 amino acids)
Biological process (GO): glucose metabolic process
Molecular function (GO): NAD binding; oxidoreductase activity, acting on the aldehyde or oxo group of donors, NAD or NADP as acceptor; NADP binding
Source: RefSeq, a predicted model, not a curated record